Molecule: messenger RNA, 1031 nt
Organism: Andrographis paniculata
Lineage: Eukaryota; Viridiplantae; Streptophyta; Magnoliopsida; Lamiales; Acanthaceae
Exons: 3
Coding region: 57-974 (305 amino acids)
Molecular function (GO): mRNA binding; metal ion binding
Source: RefSeq, a predicted model, not a curated record
UAGUUUCCGAUGAAUCCGACUGAAUUCAGAUUCUCAAAUUAAUUGCAGAGAAUUCCAUGGAGAGCCAGCGCGACUGUAAACCUCCGAAGCUGAAGACCUUAGACGGAAUCAUCUCACCGAUGAUAAACUUAGCCAACAGCCGCCGCUACAGUUCAAUAUUCGAUCCAUACGGAUCCGACAGCUCCAACUCUCCGUCUCCGCUGAUGACGUAUCUGCGCUCCGCCGAUCCUGUGACCUCCAUCGAUUCUCCGCCGGUGUUCAUCACGCCGAUCAAGGUCGAGGAGGACGUGAUCGUAAUGGAUGGAAUACCUGUUCCUAAGUCCAACCGAGGAGGCGGCGGCGGCGGCGGCGAACCGCGAAUGCGAUUUCCAGCAACAUCGUCAAAUUCCAUAACCGGUGGAAGAUCGAACUCAUCUUCUUCAUCGCUGGCGACAGGUUGCAGCAACAGAGGUGUCGCCACCGACAAUAUCAAAAGCCAUAACAAGCACAGACUGUGUCGCUUCUGGGAGUCCACUGGCAUAUGCCAAUUCGGUACCGAAUGCCAGUUCGCGCACGGCAAGGAGGAGCUCCGCCCACCGCGUUCAUCAGGCAAGCCCAAAUUUGAGAUCUUCAAAUUGACCGGCAAUUCAGAGGGUUUAAGUUCAUCCUCGUAUGGCACAAAAUAUACCCCAAUCAGCCAAGCCAGACCAGAAGAAGAAUCAACCAUGUCAUUGCGAACAGGAAUGGCUUUCCCCAAACCACAACAACAACCACAGCCUGCUGUUGGGACCAACAAAGAUUCAACUCCUCCCAAGCCCAAAUCCGAUUGGUCUCCCCUCGACGAUGGGAUUAGUUUCAAGCUUCUUCGAGCAGGAUCAUCCGAGGAGAAAAGCCCUUCGAAGGAAGACCUAGAUUCUUACAUAGAGAAAGUUCUUUAUGGAGGUAACAAUUCAAGAAAGCGAUUGCCUGUUUUUAGAGAAAUUUGCCGUGACUAGUUUGAGAAGGUAGAUAUGAUGAUAUGAUAUGAUACUCUAAUCUUUUUUGGUGAAUAA